CCCAUGUCCAUAUAAUGAAUAGAUAAGGGGAUGUGACUGUUAGUGGUUGCUAGCUAACUUUAGCUCCGUGUUAGCUAACAGGAGAGUGCAGUGUAUAGAUUCAUAACAGUCCAUUGGGUAAUGUAGUUUAUGCUCCGUGUAUCCCACAGAGCCGUCCUCUCUGCACUGCAGUCAGAGGGAGAGAGAGAGAGAGAUAAAGAGAGAGAGAGAAAAAGAGAGAGAGACUGCGCAAAAAAAAAAAGGCCCGGAUUUGUGACGUCAUGGGGCGCCUUUGACAGGAUCCAACAACCACCGGAGAUGUGUGACCGACAUCCAGCGGACCGGGAGGUGUCGACGGGUACACGGCUGUUUUGAGCGACACACACUCGGAGGAUCUUUCGCUCAGAUUGUGCUGACUGCGCCCACCAUGAGAGCGCCUCUCCGCUGUUAAAGGGACUCCAACGAACGAGCUGUUGACCACGGAGGAGGAGGAGGAGGAGGGGGGAUAAGCAGCCGGAGAACAAACCACUAAUCCACCAGGACGAUCACAUUCACGGUGGAAGUGGACCGUCCAGGGCAGCGAGGACUGGAUUAAAUGAUAGGGAAUAAAAAGAGCGAACCUGAAAGUGUUAUGCCCGUUAAUCCGCGUGGUCUUUAUGUGACUGGAAAUGGGAGCUUUAACAAGCAGACAAAACAUAGGCGUGGAAGAACUGGACAUUCCGUCCAGUUCGGUGUACCGUUAUCCACCCAAAUCUGGCAGUUACUUCGCCAGCCAUUUCAUCAUGGGAGGAGAGAAGUUUGACUCCACCCAUCCGGAGGGUUACCUGUUUGGGGAGAACACAGACCUUAACUUCCUGGGGACCAGACCUGUGGCGUUCCCGUACGCAGCCCCUCCACCUCAGGAACCAGUGAAGACGUUACGAAGCCUUAUAAACAUCCGUAAGGACACGCUGCGGCUCGUACGGUGCAGCGAGGACCUGAAGCUGCCGGGUGACGAGGCGGAGGGGAAGAACCGGGCCUGCUACAAUGUGGAGUUCACCUUCGACGCUGACACACAGGUGGCCAUAACCAUCUACUACCAGGCCAUAGAGGAGUUUCACAAUGGAGUGCCAGUUUACCUGCCCCAGGACAGCUCUCUGCAGUCGGAGACGGUGCACUUCAAGAGGGGAGUGGGCCAGCAGUUCUGUCUGCCCUCACACACCGUAAACCUCAGCGAAUGGGCUGACGAGGAGCUGCUGUUCGACGUGGACAAAGAGGUUUUCCCCAUGGUGGUGCAGGCUGUGGUAGACGAGGGGGAUGAACAUUUGGGCCACUCUCACAUACUGCUGGCUACAUUUGAAAAGCACAUGGACGGGAGCUACUGUGUGAAGCCUCUGAAGCAGAAACAAGUGGUGGAUGGAGUGAGUUAUCUACUGCAGGAGAUCUACGGGAUAGAGAACAAAUACAACAGCCAGGAAUCAAAGGUUGCAGAUGACGAGAUCAGUGACAACAGUGCCGAGUGUGUGGUGUGUUUGUCGGAUGUGCGAGACACACUCAUCCUACCGUGCCGACACCUGUGUCUCUGCAACGCCUGCGCAGACACUCUGCGCUACCAGGCCAACUGCUGCCCCAUCUGCAGACUGCCAUUCAGAGCUCUGCUGCAGAUCCGAGCUAUGAGGAAGAAGCUCAGUCCUCUGUCACCUACCAGCUUUAACCCCGUCAUCACUUCCCAGACCUCUGACUCGGAGGAGCACUCGGCGUCGGAGCACAUCCCUCCAGGAUACGAGGUGGUGUCUCUCCUGGAGGCCUUGAACGGCCCCCUCAACACCUCCUCGGUGGAUCCUCCUCUCAACUCCGGUCCCAGUCACGUCUCCGGAGUGCUGCCCCCGUACAGCAGUGAGCCUCACCCGGCACCGGCCCGCUCCCUCUCCCCUCUAGAGCACUCCAACUCCAGUCAGGGACUCAAACUCCAGAAGAGCGGUUCGAAGUCUCUCUCCCAGAAUUCCUCUGUGCUCCCUGAGGAGGAGGAUGAGAAGUCUUGCAGUGAAUCGGAGGCCUGCCGUCACAAACUCGCCGUGGACCAGCAGGAGAGUGGAGUGACUCCAGACAGCGAGAACCUGACUCUGUCCUCGUCUGGAGCAAUCGACCAGUCAUCCUGCACGGGAACCCCUCUCUCCUCCACCAUCACCUCCCCUGAAGACCCAGUGAACAGCAGCCUGGUCCACUCAGUGAUGUCCAUGGCCUCGUCCCACUCGCAGCACUCCCACAUCAGCACUGACACCAUGUCCUCCAUGUCAGGGUCCUACCUGGCCGGGGCCGAAGGCGAACCCGGGGGAGACGAGGGGGGAGAUGCUGAGGGCGAGGAGAACCAGGACGCCCCCAUGGAGAGCCGAGGACCGUCGCAGCAGGACGGGGAGUUUUCCCAGGAGCCAAAGGAACAAAACUACUCGGUGGCAGUAGAGGAGCAGGACUCAGAGGGAAACGAUGUCACUGAAGAGGACUGCUCCUCCCCGUCUAAUGGGAAAGGUGGGCGGAGCAGGUGUGCAGAGUUGGCCAAUAACAAUCAGGGCGUCGCCCUCUGUGACACGCCCUCUUUGGGGUUGGAUAAUGAGCAGGCUCCCGACGGCCGAAUCGCCGGUCUGAUGUACCUUGGGGGCUACAGGCCUGUUCUGGAGCCCCUCUCCCACCACACCUCCACCAGCAACAUCAACCUGGAGGAGCAGGGGCCUGAGAACAGGGACGGCCAGGGUCCUAAACAUCCCCGCCGCGGACCACUCAUUGUGUAACGCACCUGAAACACACAGACUUCUCCGUCCAGAGUCAGCUCCUCUUCUUCUUCUUCUUCUUCUUCUUCUUACCCUGCCAUAGUGCUGCAUCGCUGGAUACUAUCCUCACUGAGCAGGGAAGCCCCCCCCCCCUCACACACACUCCAUCUGUCGCCGAUGCCGUCGCUGAAACUCAUAGAAAGAGGAGGGAAGAGGAACAGAACAUGUCUGUCGUCUGUGCACUUUUAUCUCACAGGAGUUUCUUUGUUUGUUUUUUUUGUCUGUGAGCUUACUUGUGGAAUUUAUUAGCCUACUGCUAUGUUAUUAUUUAUUACAUGUACUCCUAACUAAUGAGAGCUGUGUAUCGUGACACUAUCUCCAGAAAAAUACCUGCUGCUCCUUUCCUCUCCUCUCCUCUAUUACCAGCCAAACAGUCAGGGGCUACUGUGAUGGGCAAUCUGAUGUAUUACUAAUGUACUUCUUCUUCUCUCUUAUAAACUGUAUGUUGAACAAGUGUUCGUACACUAUUUAAAAGUCAGCUCACACCGGACUACCUUACCAUAGCGAACUAAAACCUGCUGACUUCUCUCUUCGGAUCAGGGAGCUCCCUCCUCAACUUCGCAUGCAGCUUUUGACCUCUGCUGAUGUUUUCCUCUCAUUCCCGCCAUGAUUUUCAAACAACCUCUGCCGAAUGUGAACACAGAAGCGGUCAGACUUGUAAGGCGGCGGACGAGGCAAGAAAUACUGGCCAAAAUGAACAGAAAUGGACUGACGACAACAUAAAAAGACUUCUUCACACAGAAUGUAGGACGAUGAACGUAUAUCUCUCAGAAGGGGAACGUACGAGACAAUUAAAUUAUCUGAACUGGAAUGAAACAUGAACUUUGAACCCUAAACUGGUUCUCCAAACACACACACACCACGCCAUCCUCUCCUUCUGCAGCUCCAUCUUAGCAUGUCAGUAUUAGCGUAUUGCAACUGGAAACCAACAAGUACAACCAAGCAAUAAAGUUGCCGAAGCAGGGUCUCCUGCAGGACGAGGCUCACAUGCAGUUCAAACAAAAACUGUUUGCACUGGCCUGUUGCAUUCAAAUCAUUUCAAUGUUUAAAUGUUAUUUUUCUUAAUUUAAAUUUUGCCAUUUCCUUUGUGAGAAAAACAUCCUACGUAUAAUUUGAAAACCUAAACGUGAGAUUUAGGCCACACUGUGGUUAGCUUGUUCAUCCUCUUAUUAAUAUCACCUCGACGAGCCCUUUUCUCCUCGUUUGUGAAGCUUUUAGUUGUUUUGGUUUUGUAUAACUUUAAUGUGUAUCUCACCAGUUGUUGAUGUUCUCUGUUACUGUGUUUUAAGUUGUUGCAAAACACUGUGUUGUUUACUAGGAUGUGAAUGAAAAGGAUGAAAAGGUUUACACACGUGAGCACACAUAACGAAAACUGAAAGGGACGAUAUCGACAUUUAAUGCACUAUUCUCUGUUUCCUAGACAACACACUUUGCGGUGCAUGAGGCGGUUGUAGAGUAAGCAUGUUAGUCUAGGUCAGCCUGCACCCUUCUGUAGAAUACUUGAUGAUGGAUCAUUGCAUACACACAAAGCCGGAUCAUAUCCAUCUGUAGUGUUAUAUAUCGGUUGCUGGCUCCCUAUUCCCUUGACCCGAACUGUUACGGUCAAGAGGACUGCACAUCUAUAUCCAAGCUGCAAACAGUCAUGUGACCACAGUCCGAAUGUGUAGAUGAAGCCGUUCUCUGGCACCAGUCGCAGUAUGAUAUCAAAGGAAUGGGUCCUGAAUCUGCAAGACCCCCACUUUUCUAGAACUAUGGGUGAAAAAGUGACAAAGAUAACAUCAGAUGGACAAUAAAGUUUUUGCAACUAAA
Molecule: messenger RNA, 4592 nt
Organism: Anarrhichthys ocellatus (wolf-eel)
Lineage: Eukaryota; Metazoa; Chordata; Actinopteri; Perciformes; Anarhichadidae
Gene: rnf157
Product: ring finger protein 157
Exons: 19
Coding region: 648-2744 (698 amino acids)
Biological process (GO): protein ubiquitination
Cellular component (GO): cytoplasm
Molecular function (GO): ubiquitin protein ligase activity
Source: RefSeq, a predicted model, not a curated record